Messenger RNA from Puntigrus tetrazona (Sumatra barb), 7901 nucleotides. RefSeq names its product calcium channel, voltage-dependent, L type, alpha 1F subunit a (gene cacna1fa). Lineage: Eukaryota; Metazoa; Chordata; Actinopteri; Cypriniformes; Cyprinidae. Gene Ontology annotation, biological process: calcium ion import across plasma membrane. The record is from RefSeq and is a predicted model, not a curated record. Gene Ontology annotation, molecular function: high voltage-gated calcium channel activity. The coding region runs from base 263 to 6703 and encodes 2146 amino acids. The transcript has 49 exons. Gene Ontology annotation, cellular component: voltage-gated calcium channel complex; membrane.
GCUGCGGUCACACGAGGAUAUUUAUCACACAUUUAUUUUCCUUCACGAGUGAUACAUACAGGACAACCCACGCGCUUUUAGUGGUCUAAACGCGUUUCCGAAAAAUGUUUUUGGAGUUUGAACUUUGAAUUGCGUCUUUGGAGUCGCGCGCGUUCAAUGCAGAUAUGAAAAGCGUCGUGAAUUAUUAUUAUUAUUAUUAUUAUUAUUAUUUCGUUUGAGUUGGUGGGAGUCAGCAGAAGACGGAGACGAAGAGGUCUUGGACAUGGAUGCGGUAUCGAAAGAUGGGGCCGGUUUGGCUGACCCCAGCAAGACGGACACGCUCAACUCAACAGGUUCAGCAGGGCAGAGGAGAGCUGGAGGAGCCAAGAAACACACACAAGCUAAUAAAUCAGCCCUGCGUGCCCCCAGAGCUCUGUGCUGCCUGACUCUCAGUAACCCAAUACGCAUGGCAGCGCUGGCCCUGGUGGAGUGGAAAUAUCCUUCUGACCAAUUUAUGUGUCCUUUCGAUAUAUUCAUUUUACUGGCCAUCUUUGCCAACUGUGUUGCCCUUGGUGUGUCCAAACCUUUUCCUGAAGACGAUUCCAAUGCCACAAAUCACAAUCUGGAACAAGUGGAGUACGUGUUUCUGGUCAUUUUCACGAUCGAAACGUUCACAAAGAUUCUGGCGUACGGUCUGGUCAUGCAUCCCAGCGCCUACAUCCGCAGCGGCUGGAACUUGCUGGAUUUUGUUAUCGUGAUUGUCGGUCUUUUCAGCGUUAUAGCUGAGAUGGGAGAGCACAAACCAGGAGAAGCCCACCACGCAGCAGGAAAACCAGGAGGUCUGGAUGUCAAAGCCCUGAGAGCUUUCAGAGUACUGCGUCCCCUGCGCCUGGUGUCCGGUGUGCCCAGUCUGCAGAUUGUGUUGAACUCCAUCAUGAAGGCCAUGGUGCCUCUGCUCCACAUCGGUCUGCUGGUCAUGUUUGUCAUCAUCAUUUACGCCAUUAUUGGGCUGGAGCUCUUCAUAGGCAGGAUGCACAAGACCUGCUUCUAUGUAGGGACGGAGCUAAUGGUGGACGAUGAUCCAACACCAUGCGCUUUUGCCGGUAACGGUCGCUUCUGCGUAGGAAACAACACCGUGUGCCAGGGAGGAUGGGAAGGACCCAAUGGAGGCAUCACAAACUUUGACAACAUCUUCUUCGCCAUGCUCACUGUGUUCCAGUGCAUUACUAUGGAGGGCUGGACCGAUGUGCUCUACUGGAUGAAUGACUCCAUCGGGUUUGAGCUGCCUUGGAUUUAUUUUGUGUCUCUGGUCAUUUUUGGAUCUUUCUUUGUCCUUAAUCUUGUGUUGGGUGUAUUGAGCGGUGAGUUCUCUAAAGAGAGAGAGAAGGCUGUGUGUCGCGGUGAGCUGCAGAAAGCCCAGGAGAAACAACAGAUGGAGGAAGACAUGAUCGGAUACAUGGACUGGCUCAUCGAAGCAGAGGACAUGGACGAGGAUGGAAAUAAACGUGCGGUGGUGGCUAAGAAAAAGAUGAUGAAGAAAUACGGCUGGUACAAACACAGUGAAGACGGAGAAUCGGAUUCAGACUCUGAGUUCGAAGCGUUCCUGGAUGAUGAUAACGGCUGCUGCGCGUCUAUAAUGGCACGACUGAUGGCUAUAAGUUUCUGUGAGCAGCUGUAUCACUUGAAUCUGGUCAUUAGGAAGAACUGCCGCGUGGCCGUCAAAUCUACUAAUUUCUACUGGCUGGUGCUGCUGCUGGUGUUCCUCAACACGGCCGCCAGCGCCUCUGAACACUACGGCCAACCGCAGUGGCUCACCGACAUACAGGAACGAGCAAAUAAGAUCCUUCUGGCUCUGUUUACGCUGGAGAUGCUGAUGAAGAUCUACAGCUUCGGCUUUCAGAUCUACUUCAUGGCGCUCUUCAACCGCUUCGACUGUUUCGUGGUGUGUGGUGGGAUCCUGGAGACGGUGCUGGUGGAGAUGGAGGUGAUCCCGCCCAUCGGGAUCUCUGUGCUGCGCUGCGUCCGUCUGCUCCGGAUCUUCAAAGUCACAAGACACUGGGCUGCUCUGUCAGACCUAGUGAGCUCUUUGCUGAACUCUAUGAAGGCCAUUUGCUCCCUGCUUCUGCUGCUCUUCCUCUUCCUCAUCAUCUUCGCUCUCCUGGGCAUGCAGCUCUUCGGCGGAAAGUUCAACUUCGAUGAGACUCAGAUGAAAAGAAGCACCUUCGAUUCUUUCCCAUCUGCCCUGCUCACCUGUUUCCAGAUCCUAACAGGAGAGGACUGGAACUCUGUCAUGUAUGAUGGGAUCAUGGCGUACGGUGGACCAGUGUUUCCCAAUAUGAUUGUCUCCAUUUACUUCGUCAUUCUUUUCGUCUGCGGUAACUACAUCUUGCUCAAUGUCUUCUUGGCCAUCGCCGUGGACAACUUGGCCGGAGACGGCGGCAAAAAGAAAAAAGAAGAGAAAAAAGACGAGGAGGAGGAAUGGGAGGAUGAUGAAGAAAGAGAGGAAGAUGAAGCUGGAAAUGACGUGGACGAUUGGGAAGAGAAUGAAGAGUUGAGAGCGAUUGAAGGACUUGAGGGUAUAGGCACUCCCAUGAAAGUGGACAGCUUUCAGCCAAAAGAGAAAAUCGUACCUAUUCCUGACGGAAGUUCAUUUUUCAUCCUGGGAAAGAAAAACUGUCUCAGAGUCGCCUGCCACAACCUCAUUCAUCAUCAUUAUUUCACCAACUUCAUCCUCAUCUUCAUCAUACUCAGUAGUUUCUCAUUGGCUGCUGAAGACCCAAUCAAAACUCAUUCUGUCAGGAACGUUAUGCUGGGUUAUGCUGAUUACGUCUUUACCACCGUCUUCACUAUUGAGAUCAUGUUGAAGAUGACUGUGUAUGGAGCUUUCCUUCAUCAAGGUUCCUUCUGCCGAAACGCCUUCAACCUCCUGGACCUUCUGGUGGUCAGCGUGUCCCUCACCUCGUUCUUUUUGCAUUCGAGUGCCAUUUCUGUGGUGAAGAUUCUUCGAGUACUGCGAGUGCUCAGGCCUCUUCGAGCCAUCAACAGAGCAAAGGGACUCAAGAGCGUGAUUCAGUGUGUGUUUGUGGCCAUACGCACUAUUGGUAACAUCCUCAUCGUCACCACUCUCCUCCAGUUCAUGUUCGCUUGUAUCGGUGUGCAGCUUUUCAAGGGCCGGUUCUACAGAUGCACAGACGAGGCCAAACAUACACCGGAAGAGUGCAAGGGCACGUUUGUGGUGUUCAAAGAUGGUGAUAUGAACCAUCCAAUGGUGAGGGAGAGGGUGUGGGAGAACAGCGACUUCAACUUCGACAACGUGCUGAUGGGGAUGCUGGCGCUCUUCACUGUCUCCACGUUCGAGGGCUGGCCACAGCUCUUGUAUAAAGCCAUUGACGCUAACGCAGAGAACAGAGGGCCCAUCUAUAACUACCGCGUCGAGAUUUCCAUCUUCUUCAUCAUCUACAUCAUCAUCAUCGCCUUCUUCAUGAUGAACAUCUUCGUGGGUUUCGUCAUCAUCACCUUCCGUGAACAAGGAGAGGCCGAGUUUAAAAACUGUGAACUAAACAAAAAUCAGCGGCAGUGUGUGUAUUACGCACUGAAAGCUCAGCCCAUAAAGAUUUACAUCCCAAAAAACCCCUCUCAACUCAAAUUCUGGAAGAUCGUCAAUUCCUCUCAGUUUGAGUACAUCAUGUUUGUGCUCAUUCUGCUCAAUACGCUCACACUGGCUGUACAGCACUAUGAGCAGUCCAAACUCUUCAACUUUGUGAUGGACAUCCUGAACAUGAUCUUCACUACGCUCUUUACGGUUGAGAUGGUCAUUAAACUUCUGGCUCUGAGGCCUUACCACUAUUUUAUAGAUGCCUGGAACUCUUUUGAUGCUCUGAUAGUGGUGGGCAGUUUGGUGGACAUCAUGAUCGCAGAGUUCAGUGGUGGAGGAGGCCAUGGUGAGGGGAAAGAAGGGGAGAGCGCUAAAGUGUCUAUCACUUUCUUCCGUCUUUUCCGAGUAAUGCGACUGGUCAAGCUGCUCAGUAAAGGUGAAGGCAUUCGAACCCUCCUUUGGACCUUCGUUAAAUCUCUACAGGCAUUGCCAUACGUCGGCCUGCUCAUUGCCAUGAUCUUUUUCAUCUAUGGCGUCAUUGGGAUGCAGACAUUUGGGAAGAUAGCUAUAGAUGACAGCACAGAGCUCAGUCGAAACAACAAUUUCCAAACUUUCUUCAUGGCUGUACUGUUGCUCUUCAGGUGUGCAACAGGUGAACAGUGGCAGCAGAUCAUGCUUGCAGCACUGCCGGGCCGUCGAUGUGAUCCAGAGUCCGACUUUGAGCCAGGAGAGGAGUACAGCUGCGGAAGCAACCUGGCGUACCUCUAUUUCAUCAGUUUCUUUGCACUCUGCGCCUUCCUGAUCAUUAACUUGUUCAUCGCAGUCAUUAUGGAUAACUUUGAGUAUCUGACCAGAGACUGGACCGUGCUGGGCACUCAUCACCUCGAUGAGUUUAAACGAGUUUGGUCCGAUUACGACCCAGAGGCCACGGGAAGGAUUAAACAUCUAGAUGUGGUCACUAUGCUGCGCAGAAUUCAGCCUCCGCUGGGCUUCGGGAAACUCUGUCCACAUCGAGUAGCCUGUAGGAGACUGGUUGCUAUGAACGUACCUCUCCAUCCUGAUGGGACCGUGUCCUUUAACGCCACCCUGUUUGCUCUCGUCAGAACUUCACUCAAGAUUAAAACAGACGGCCCCAUUGACCAGCAGAACGAGGAGCUGAGAGCGAUCAUUAAGAAGAUCUGGAAACGCACCAAACCCAAACUCCUAGAUGAAGUUAUACCUCCUCCAGCAGGGAAUGAAGUGACUGCAGGAAAGUUCUAUGCCAGCUUCCUGAUUCAGGACUACUUCAAAAAGUUUCGCAAGCGAAAGGAGAAAGAAAGGAAGAAGAAAGGCAAGGACAAGUCAGCCUCCCUCCAGGCUGGGUUACGCACACUACAGGAUCUGGCCCCAGAGAUGCGUCUAGCCAUGGCCAUGGAGGAUGAGGAAGGGAUGGAGGGAGAGAUGAUGGAAGAAGAGGAGUUCUUUAGGAGUGACAGCGUCUUCAGUGAUGCUCCUCCCACACCGGCUAUGUCCACUCCCAGAAGCACCCCUAUGCCACCCCAUCUAGACGAGACCACAGUGAGAAUUGAGCUUCCUCCUAGAGUCCCCAGUGGGAGCUUUAUGCUAGAGGAGGCCCUGAUGGACUCCCGACCGGCCUCUGCCCUCUCCGACAACACAGUGAUAAGUGAACAGCCUCACAGACUGUCUCCCCUGCCCAGCAGGUGGAACUCCAGUCACAACAAACUCACCCCGCUGUGGAUACUGAAUACCAACCAAAGUGAGCAUGAAGAAAUUGAGGUGACAAGUAUGUUCUCUCAGCUGGACUUUGAAAAGGCAUUUAAAGAAAUUCAGACUGACACAACCAGAGCUUGUGAAUACAUUCCUUCCCCAUCCCCGGAUGAAAGAAUACAAAAUGGAGAAGUCACAGGAGGAGCUGUCAUUCUUGGAGGAGAAGUGACAGGAGGACUUACAGCUGGAAGUGAAGGAGUCUCAGGUGGAGGUGAAGGAGUCAUAGGAGGAGGAGUCACAGGUGGAGGUGAAGGAAUCACAGGAGGAGGAGUCAUCACAGGAGGAGUCAUCACAGGAGAAGUAGGGACGGGUAGAGUCACAGAGAUGUCAUAUCCUACAGAACAAGGCAGCAAGGAGGAACCUCAGAGUAUUGUCUCAAAUGAUAGACAGUGGUUUCCUGAGGUUCCUCCAGCACAAACACCAGCACUUAAUUUUAGCAGCGAAAGUGUGGUGCCAGUUCAGCCCAACAACAUUAACAACAACAGUUUCCAAGGCAACAGCCAAGAUACUGGUGUCUACAAUGGCAAUGGUUACCCUGGAAAUGGCUACAAUGUGAAUGGUACCAAUGGGACUGGUUAUCCAAGCAACCGUUAUCCAAGCAACGGCUACAGCAGCAGUGGAUACAGUGGUAAUGGAUACCAUAGUAAUGGAUACAACGGUAAUGAAUACAACGGUAAUGGUUUCUCUGCACGGCGACGCAUGCUUCCCCCGACUCCCCUAGGCCGAAAGCCCAACUUUAACAUCCAGUGUUUGAGAAGGCAGACGAGUAAUGAAGAUCUGCCCAUUCCAGGCACUUACCAUCAAAACUCCCCACCCUGCAGGACACGAGUACAGACAAACAACAGCUACGACUCACGGCGGAGCAGCAUUUCAUCUGGGAUUUCUUCUGCCUCUUGGGCGAACAACCAGGCCAGACGGGGUCGUCUCCUUUAUGCUCCUCUUAUUCUGGUGAACGAGGUAGGGGGCACUCAGGCGAUGUGGGGUGACACCAAUGGCAGCGCCAGCUUGCCAGCCUCUGCCCAUCCCGGGUGGAUCGGCAGUGGAACGGCAGGAGUGACCCAGCAGCCUCGGGCCUACACCACUCUCAGAGUGCCGUCCCAACCCAGCCCUGGAUACAUGGAGAAGGGAAGCGCUGACAGCCUCGUGGAAUCGAUCCUGAUCUCUGAAGGCUUGGGUCUAUAUGCCAGAGACCCCAAAUUUGUUGACUUUGCAAAGCGGGAAAUCGCAGAUGCCUGUCACAUGACUGUCGAUGAAAUGGAGAGUGCUGCAACUGACCUCUUAAGCCGUGGAAAGGCAGAACAACCAAUCAGACGCUUUGAGGAGGAUCUGUCUGAUGAGAUGAACUGUGUUAUAUCAUACUAAAUGGGCUUCAGUUUGAGGAGUUUGAAAAUAGAUCGUCAAUGCGAUUGUGAUGCUCUCCCACUCUGAGCAGAGUUAAGAUUUAUAUUCCAUUCCUUCUGUAGAUAAGGAAACUGGUGACCACAAAGACCUUACCCCUAUUGCUUCGCAUAGAAGUCUAGGAAGAGCUUAAAGGGAUAGGUACGGUGCCUGGGUGGUGCCUUGUUCGGUUCACUUAGUUUUGUUGUGGCCAUGACACCUUAUCUUGCGGGAACGUGAUAUGAUGUGGCCGCAAGAUAUUAAUACGUGAAAAUAUCUUUAACUUAAUGGCCAUUUAUGACGACAAAUGAGAGCGUCUCUUCAUUUACAAAUGAAAAUGUGAAUGGAUUUAUUCCUCAAAACAUUAGGCAUUCCGCCAUUUUAAUAAUCUACAAAAAUUAAGUUCAAAAUUCCAGUCUGUAUAAAUCAGUUUGCAAAAUGCCAAUAAAGCCAUGUGAAAGAGAUCGAUCAAAUCAGUUAAUAGAAACACAGCAAUAUUGUGGGAUCAAUAAAAGGUUUUGUUUAGACCCAUUUUAUUUUAACAUUUAUUCAUGGUUAAUACAAAUGCUGUUUACAUCAUGCAAUACAGUCUGAGAGCAUAUGGAUAUAGUUUCAAAUCAAAUCUCUGAUAAUCCCGGGUUAUGGAAAUGGACGUUGUUCUCUCAUAGCAUUGAGGCCACGACAUCACGUUCCCACGAGUCAAAAACGUUUUCUGAAGUAGAAUGAAGGUCUUGUGAUUUGGAUCGACGCGAGGACGAGUAAUGUCUCAUUUUCGGGUGAACUAUGCCUUUAAGCAAAGCACAGGAUUAGCCUACUAUAUGACUAGUAGAGUUCUGAAACAGCAUCUGAAGAGAUUUAAAAAGAGUGUAGAGGCCGAAUCUAAAUCUGGUAAGGGAAUUGGGGAGGAAAACAAAAAGGUGGUUAUAUCGAAAGUUUCUCUUCGUAUCAUAUAUACUUCAAGGAAGUAUUUUGUUCAGCCAUAGAUGAAGCAUGCAUUUUCUGUGCGGCUGCUUUGGAACGCAAAUUUUCUUAAGUGCUACACCAAUAAACUUGAAGUGGAAAGUAACCAUGCAGAUAUAUUUGUCAUUGUGUUGUUGACAUUGCCCAGGGAGUGGAUAUUAUAUAAGUAUAUUCUGCUUGAAGAGUAAGACAAGAGUACAGCGUUCAGUUCAGGUUGUGCUCU